Molecule: messenger RNA, 923 nt
Organism: Choloepus didactylus (southern two-toed sloth)
Lineage: Eukaryota; Metazoa; Chordata; Mammalia; Pilosa; Megalonychidae
Product: transmembrane protein 126A-like
Exons: 1
Coding region: 376-690 (104 amino acids)
Biological process (GO): mitochondrial respiratory chain complex I assembly
Cellular component (GO): mitochondrion
Source: RefSeq, a predicted model, not a curated record
ACAAACCAGUACAAAUAUUAAUUACCUGUCACAUGUAAAAGCCUAUGAAAAAUAAAGUAUAAGUGUUCCUAAAUAUUCUGGAUAGGGUAUCAGCCAAAGAUGGCUACUCCGAGAUGUGAGAGCAGUGGAGGUUGCUGUGAGUCCUGGCAUGGCUAAAGGACAGAAAGGCAGAACUGGCUGAGAGGAAGGGAACAGAAGGCUUAAGGUGGAAAAUCAUGAGCCACAUGAUACUAUCAAGGAAAGCUUAACAACUUUCAAUAUCAUAACCAGAAAAAUUAGCCAACUUCACUUAACGCUGCCUCUGUGGACUAAUAGCAAACAGUCUUUCGAUGUGUCUUAAAUGUGACAUAGGCCUAUAUAGCUGCGGGCUGACCAAUGGUGGUGAUCCCGUUUUUUACAGCAUAUGUAUCUUACCCAAGUUUUGUCAGUUUAUCUGUGAGUACAGGUGAUUUGAAUUGUGAGACCUGUACUGUAACACGGGGUGGAUUGGUUGGUCUUGUUUUUGGUGGUCUGUAUCCUGUUUUCUUGGCUGUUCUUAUGAAUGGUGGCCUAGCAGCUAGAUAUGUGUCAGCCAUGCUACCAAAGAAAGGAAACACCUUAACCUACUGGGUUAGAAUUUCCAACCCUGUCUUUAAAAAGAUGUUAUUUCCCAUUCUGCUCCAGACUGUUUGCAGCAUACCUUGGAUCUAGACAAUAAAACCACUCAUAAAAUUCCUUCAGUCAUGUGAACCUGGCCUAAAAAUUCAAUAAUUUUAAGCAGAGAUGUACACAAGAAUAAAAUGGUAAAAAUAAAAAAUAAUUUAAAAUAUUCUAGAUACAAUUCUGUUCCCUAAAUAUUCUACAUAGGAAUAUAAAGCACAAAUACUAUAUAUGAGUAAUUAGGGUAACAUAGGUAAAAUGUCUGGUAAGUGAUAGCUAUAAAG